Messenger RNA from Oncorhynchus nerka (sockeye salmon), 4417 nucleotides. Its product is annotated as zinc finger CCHC domain-containing protein 8. The coding region runs from base 38 to 2224 and encodes 728 amino acids. The transcript is spliced from 14 exons. NCBI's taxonomy places the organism in Eukaryota, Metazoa, Chordata, Actinopteri, Salmoniformes, Salmonidae. Gene Ontology annotation, molecular function: zinc ion binding; RNA binding. The record is from RefSeq and is a predicted model, not a curated record. Gene Ontology annotation, cellular component: catalytic step 2 spliceosome.
ACGCUCUUGCGGGAGUACGUUAAGCAAAAGAGCGAAGAUGGCCGAGGUAGAUUUUGGUGACAGUGAACUCUUUCAGCAAUUGGGAGAGAGUAUGCCUACUGCAACUCACAUUCGGUUCACGGAGGAUGGAGAAGAAGGCUCUGAGCUCAAGGGAAGAUUGGGGGAGUGUGAGGAAACAAUACGGAGUUUGAUAGAAGAGAACCAAGAGUUGAAGAGAAAAUUGAAAGUGUUGACAAGGCCAAGUGGCAUUAAUGUUGAAAACAUCAAGAUUGAUGGUCCUCUUCUACACAUCCUUUUUGCAAACAAUAACAUCUCAAAGCAAUGCCGUCAAGAAAUUGAAGACUGCCUCUGUAGUAUUGUUCAGAAACAGCAGCAGCAGGGAGAAGUUGAAAAAGGAAAUCCCUACGGAAAUGUCAACCCUCAGUCUUCAAGUUUCAUUAUGGAAGAAGAUCAGAAGACCAAGACCUCCUGUGGAAUCAAAAAGAUUAAGGAGGCCUUCAGUAUGGUGGGAAGUGUCCUGUAUUUCACCAGUUUCUGUCUGGACAAACUUGGACAGCCCCUGCUAAAUGAUAACCCCCAGCAGACAGAAGGAUGGGAGGUUCCAAAAUAUCAGCAGAUCUUCAGCCAGGUCAUUGCCUUAGAUGGACAAGAAGUACAGAUGAAAGAGAAAAGAGCUAAGCCUUGUUGUUUCAACUGUGGGUUGGAUGGUCAUCAACUUCGAGACUGUCCUCAGCCAAAGGACAUGGCCAGAAUCAACAAGAAGCGGAAGGAGUUUUGUCACGGUAACCAGGGAAACCUGAGCAAUCAGCGUUACCAUGCUGAUGAAGUGGAGGAGCGAUUUGCCAAAUACAAACCUGGAUUCAUAAGUGAGAAGCUGCUGUCUGCACUGGGAGUUGAUAUGAACGCACUACCACCUCACAUCUACCGCAUGAGGCAGCUAGGCUACCCACCUGGCUGGCUUAAGGAGGCAGAGAUGGAGAACUCCGGUCUCAUGCUUUAUGAUGGGAAGGUUUCAAGUGAUGAAGAACCAACAGAGGACAAUGGACCAAAAAUCUCCUAUGAUGUUUCCAAGCUUGUAGAUUUCCCAGGCUUCAAUAUAUCUUCACCCCCUAGUGUGAAGGAUGACUACAGGCUAUAUGGCUCUAUUCCAAUGCAGCAUAAUCACAUGAAGCAAAAUUUUGCUGCUUAUCUCUCCAACAAUUUUCCAAUGCCUGGUGCCAACUGCAAUAAAAGACCACAUGAAUCCUACUCAACUCCCCGGCAGACAAAGAAAAGGAGAUCUGAUGCCAGGAGUUCAGAUAUGGACUUUGAUUCAGACCAGGAUACUACACCCCGCCGCCACCGGAGCUCAGACAGCUUCCAGUUCCAGCCCCCGCUGCCUCCUGGCUCACCAUCCUUUGGUUCACCCCCUCCCUUACCUCAUGGUACUCCGCCAGCUACUCCCACACCACCUCCUCUUCCUAAGGGAACACCUCCCCCCACACCCACAAAUGGCUCAAGGGCCCUGCGGGGACGCACUGUGAGAGGGAGUGAGGAGUCUGCAGGCGGGGAGGAGGAAGAGCUGACACUGGAAGAGCUGGAGGAGCAGCAGAGGCUGAUCUGGGCAGCAUUGGAAAAUGCUGACACAGCCACCAACAGUGACUCUGAGACACCAGCUGUUGGAACACCCCUCCCCAGCUCGCCCAGCAUCUCCACACCUGCCCAUGUUGACACUGAAACUGAAAUGGAGAAUGGUGAGACUGAAGAUUAUGAGGAAAAGGAGGGAUCUAUGGAGGCUGCCAGCCACAACAGUGAUGAGCAGAUCAGUGUUGAGACAUCUAGCAAAUGUCAGGAUUAUGAGGAACAUGCUGAAGAUAAAGGCACGGUGGUUGAAAACAAAGGCAGCUUACUGCAAUCACCAGACGAAGAAGAGGGCCCUCAGAGCCCUGUAGCUGCCACAGAUAGAGGCAAUGUGCUUGCACAGAAGGUCAGAUUGCUGCAAACGCCAGUGCACCAAGUGAGUCAUCAGUCGGAUCCCUCAGGUCAAGAUGCUAUGGAGGGAGAUGUGUCUGACUCUUUGGGGAAUGUAAUGGCCGUGCCUCACCGGAGUAGGUUUGCACAGGGCAUUAUUCCCUUUGAGGACACGCCAGAAUUCACAGAAGUUGCUGAGGCCACCGGGACAUACCUUCGAAUCCGAGACUUGCUGAAAGGUUCCCCCCGAAAUAUGGCGAAAAUCAAAAAGUGAGAAAAGACUGGUUUGAAUUCCAAUCCAGGGAUUAUUUUGCAUAAACACUUAAAAAAAAAAAAAAAAAAAAAACAUUUAACAAGUCUGUGGAUUUCAUACACUUUCCUUUUUGUAAGUGUGCCACAGAAAUUGGAGCGAAACAGUUUGGUGACCUCAUUCAAACAUCCUUUUUAAUGUUUUAUUUUUUGUACUAAACUGAAUAUCUUUUCUGUGUAUGAGUUAGCUGGGGUCUAAAGAUGCAAGGUUUUUCUUUCAGGAAACCCCAUUGCUAGUUUAGGUAGUGUCUGUUUUGACAUUCACAUAAUCAUUUUUGUAGCAAUGACAACAUCCAUAUUGCUCUUUUUAGGUGUAAAGAUUUUAUAAAAUGUUUUUCCUCUUUCUGUUUUUACCAUCAAUUGAUAUUUUUACAAUUAGAUAAGUCUCAUUGCAGUCUAGGUGCGCCUCCUUUUCUCAUGGUUCAAGAAGCCUCCCAUUGGCUACUCUUAUCAAAUAAGGACAUUCAUUUUGAUGUUCUUUUAAAGUUAAUUUGAAACUCGUUGAUUUUUACAAUUCUAUCUUGACACAGGAAAUGGGUCUCUGCAUUCAGAAUCUCACUACAGCAAUAUGGCUGUGCAUAAUCUCAUGUUUAUUAUUUUUAUAUAUUUUUUUUAAUGUAUUUUUUUCUCCACAAUUUCGUGGUGUUCAAUUGGUAGUUACAGUCUUGUCUCAUCGCUGCAACUCCCGUAUGGACUCGGGAGAGGCGAAGGCCAAGAGCUGUGUGUCAUCCGAAGCACAACCCAGCCAAGCCGCACUGCUUCUUGACACAAUGCUCACUUAACCCUGAAACCAGCCGCACCAAUGUGUCGGAGGAAAUGCCGUACACCUGGCAACCGUGUCAGCAUACACUGCGCCCACCACAGGAAUCGCUAGUGUGGGAUGGGUCAAGGACAUCCCUGCUGGCCAAACCCUCGCUUAACGCAGACGACACUGGGCCAAUUGUGCGCUGCCCCAUGGGUCUCCCGGUCGAGGCCAGCUGCGACAGAGCCUGGACUCGAACCCAGAAUCUCUAGAUGUUGAUUUAUUUUUAAGUAACAACCAUUGCUGUCAGCAUCAAAGACAUCUCUGCUCUAAUUGCUACUACAGAAUGGCACUAGAUGGCAGCAACACUUAAUUUGACCACUACAAUACAUUUGACUAUUUGUAUUUACUAAGGAUCCCCAUAUUUCCUUGGGUCCAGCAACAUUAAGGAAGUUAUAUACAAUUUAAAAUAUUGCAUGACAUAACACUUUUCACAAUCCAUUAAGUGUGUGCCCUCAGGCCACUAGUCUAUCACAUAUCUACAAUACCAAAUCCAUGUGUACUUGUGUGUUUGUUUUUCACAGUCCCCACGGUUCCAUAAUGUGUAUUUUUAUAUAUUUUUUUUUAUCUGAUUCUACUGCUUGCAUCAGCUACCUGAUGUGGAAUGGAGUUCCAUGUAGCCAUGGCUCUAUGUAGUACUGUGCGCCUCCCAUAGUCUGUUCUUGACUUUGGGAUUGUGAAGAGACCUUUGGUGGCAUGUCUUGUGGGGUAUGCAUGGGUGUCUGUGCUGUGUGCUAGUAGUUUAAACAGACACCUUGGUGCAUUCAGCAUGUCAACACUUCUUACAAAAACAAGUAGUGAUGAAGUCUCCUCCACUUUGAGCCAUCACAGAUUUACAUGCAUAAUAUGAAUGUUCGCUCCCUCUGUACUCAAGGGCCAAUCGUGCUGCCCUGUUCUGAGCCAAUUGUAAUUUUCCAAGGUCCCUCUUUCUGGCACCUGGCCACACGAUUGAACAGUAGUCCAGGUGCGACAAAACCAGGGCCUGUAGUCCCUGCCUUGUUGAUAGUGUUGUUAAAAGGCAGAGCAGUGCUUUAUUAUGGACAGACGUCUCCCCAUCUUAGCUACUGUUGUAUCAACGUGUUUUGACCAUGACAGUUUACAAUCCGGGGUUACUCCAAGCAGUUUAGUCACCUCAACUUGCCCAAUUUCCACAUUAUUUAUUACAAGCUUUAGUUGAGGUUUAUGGUUUAGUGAAUGAUUUGUUGCAAAUACAAUGCUUUUAGUUUUUUAUAUUUAGGACUUACUUAUUCCUUGCCACCCAUUCUGAAACUAACUGCAGUGAUUUCACUCGCUAAAGUAGCUGACGUGUAUAGUGUUGAGUCAUCCGCAUACAUCAAUAAAUCAAAUGCAAAUUAA